Diaporthe batatas is the source of this 1413-nucleotide messenger RNA. RefSeq lists its product as uncharacterized. NCBI's taxonomy places the organism in Eukaryota, Fungi, Ascomycota, Sordariomycetes, Diaporthales, Diaporthaceae. Bases 69 to 992 code for a protein of 307 amino acids. The record is from RefSeq and is a predicted model, not a curated record. Gene Ontology annotation, biological process: phospholipid catabolic process. The transcript has 3 exons. Gene Ontology annotation, molecular function: hydrolase activity, acting on ester bonds.
GACUUUCCCAUCACCAAACAGUCUGCCUCGCUCUUCCCCUUCAGCCAACACGCACACUCUCGCAAGCCAUGGGCUCCUCACAGUCGACCCCGGCGGCAUCCAACAUGUACACUGCCACACAAGCAUCAGACGUCGCCGCUGCGGCAGCAACCGCCCUGACUUUGCACCCCACCAGCGGCAUCAAAGGCCAGUCCUUUGACCGCUAUGUGCAGAUUUUCUUCGAGAACCAGGACUAUGCUAUUGCUGACGGCGAUCCCAACUUUGCGUUCCUCGCCAGCUUGGGAAUCAAGCUGGAUAACUAUUGGAGCAUAACCCAUCCGUCCCAGCCAAACUAUGUUGCUGCGCUAGGCGCCGAUACGAAUGGUGUUUUGCUCGACAACUUUGUGCAGAUCGACGAGACCGUUGAGACCGUCAUCGAUCUUCUGGAGGCUGGCGGUGUCAGCUGGAGCAUCUACGCCGAGGACCAACCCUACUCCGGCUUCGAGGCCGACUGGGUCAAUCAGGAGACCGGGGCUAACAUGUAUGUGAGGAAACACAACCCCAUGAUGAGCUAUAACUCGGCAACAGGGGAUGUCAACAGGUUGGCAAAGUCAAAGAACUUGACUACCUUCUACGAGGAGCUUGCCAGCAACAGUCUGCCUCAGUGGAUCUGGGUCACGCCAAACAUGACCUCAGAUGGCCACGAUAGCUCCAUCACGGUUGCAGGCCAGUGGGCGAGGACUUUUAUGGAGCCCCUCCUUUCGAAUAAGAACUUCAACGUGGACAGGACACUCAUCAUUCUUACUUUCGAUGAAUGCGAGAAUUACCUGGCAGAGAACCGGGUGUUGGCUGUACUGCUCGGAAGCGCGGUAUCCGACGCCCUCGUCGGGACCACCAACUCGAAUAGGUUUGAUCACUACAGCCUCUCCAAGACGGCCGAAAACAACUGGAAUCUCGGAAAUCUUGGGAAGCAUGAUGUUGGCGCUGCGUCCUUGUCCGAUGUUUUGGGCUGAACCAACAAAUACCAACGUUGAGGGCCCAUGUACGCCGCGCUCAGUUUCUAUCCCGGCAUACCAGCUCUUCAUCCCGGGCGGUUGAAACUAAAACAAUGUUUCAUCAAGCCCACACAGUCUUAAAACCUUGACCAUGCCUGCUUCAUCAUGAUGGAUUGGCCGGCUAAGUCAGCAAUUCUUACAGGACCUUCAGCCUUCCUGCUGCUAAAAAGGGCGUUGCGGAACCCGGCCCGGACGAGGAGACUGCCGGGUUUCCUUGCUGGUGAGGGUAUUUUGUGUGUCUGAAGUGAUGAGAGCGCGGCCCUUAAAUGCUAAAAACUAGCUAAGUAUAUCAGCGCUUCAAGUACCUAUUUAUAUUAAUUUAUAAGGUAUAUUAAAGGUAUUUUUAAAGACUUAUUUUUUUAUUUUAAAUAUAUAAGAG